UUGGCGUUCGGUACUCGGUCAUACUGCUGCAAAAACAUAAAAACACAGAUAAAAACAAAUAAUUUACUGCCUUUGUUAGCCCCAGGCUAUUAUCAGCUAAUCUUACUGGGUUGAGCACUCGCUUUUGUCCAGUGCGCCAGUUAAACUUUGCACUCCAUCGAUACACCAUGGCAGCCUUCCAAAUGGGAUCGGGUCACGCGGUGCCCAUGAGCCUUUUCCGGAACAACAGGGAUCGCGCCGUCAAGGCCAUCCUCCAGGAGCUGCUCCCGGGCCUCAAGUUCGAUGCGGGCAACCUGCUGGUGCUCCUCGAGGGCGGCAAGGAUCAGAGCCUGUACAACACGGACGUGGACUAUCUGUUCCGGCAGGAGUCCUUCUUCCAGUACCUCUUUGGGGUCAAGGAGCCGGGCUGCUACGGCAUCCUCGUCAUCGACGUGAAGACGGGCGGCCAGAGGAGCGUUCUGUUUGUGCCCCGCUUUCCCGACGAGUAUGGGACCUGGAUGGGUGAACUGCUCAGCCCGCAGGACUUCAAGGUCAUGUACGAGGUGGACGAGGUGCUCUAUGCCGACGAACUCAACGUCUAUCUGGAGGGGGCGUCGCCCAAGCUGAUACUCACGCUGAGCGGCACCAACAGCGAUAGCGGACACACCCUCCAGCCGCCGGAGUUCGAGGGCAAGGAGAAGUACGUGACCGACUGCGAUCUGCUUUAUCCCAUCCUGUCCGAGUGCCGGGUGAUCAAGUCGCCCGAGGAGAUCGAGGUGCUGCGUUACGUGGCCAAGGUCUCGUCGGAUGCCCACAUCCGGGUGAUGAAGUUCAUGCGUCCUGGCCGCAUGGAGUUCGAGGGCGAGUCGCUCUUCCUGCACCACGCCUACUCCGUGGGUGGCUGCCGGCACGCCUCCUACACCUGCAUAUGCGGCAGCGGGACGAACUCUGCCAUCCUACACUACGGCCACGCCGGAGCUCCCAACAGCCGACCCGUCCAGGAUGGUGAUCUCUGUCUGUUCGACAUGGGGGCCAACUACUGCGGCUACGCAGCAGACAUCACCUGCACCUUCCCGGCCAACGGCAAGUUCACCGACGACCAGAAGUUCAUCUACAACGCCGUGCUGGCUGCCCGCAAUGCGGUCACGGAGGCGGCCAGAGACGGAGUGUCCUGGGUGGACAUGCACAAGCUGGCGGGCCGUGUGCUGCUGCAGUGCCUCAAGGAGGGCGGCAUGCUCAAGGGCGAUGUGGAGGAGAUGCUGGAGGCAGGCGUCUCCGGGGUGUUCCAGCCGCACGGCCUGGGCCACUUGGUCGGCCUGGAUGUGCACGACGUGGGUGGCUACCUGCCCGGUGAGCCGAAGCGACCCAGCGAGCCGUGGCUGAGCAAGUUGCGCUUUGCCCGCGUCCUCAGGGCCGGCAUGUAUGUGACCAUCGAGCCGGGCUGCUACUUCAUCAACUGGCUGAUGGACAGCGCGUUGGCCGAUCCCAAAAUCGGUAAGUACAUCAAUGUGGAGAUGUUCAACCGCUUCCGAGGAUUCGGCGGCGUGCGCAUAGAGGACGAUGUGCUGAUUACUAAAACUGGUGUCGAGAAUUUUGCAAUUGUGCCCCGGACAGUUGAGGAAAUCGAGGCAGCCAUGAGCUCGCCAUGAAUACAACCAUCGGCUUGGGCAAUCUAUUUACACUUAUGCAUAUGUAAUAUACUUGUAACAUAAUCAAAUUAUGGAAUAAUCAAUAAAUAAAUAUAUUGAGGUCUGAUGAAUACAA
Messenger RNA from Drosophila elegans, 1743 nucleotides. RefSeq names its product xaa-Pro dipeptidase (gene Dip-C). Gene Ontology annotation, molecular function: metalloaminopeptidase activity; manganese ion binding. The transcript is spliced from 2 exons. NCBI's taxonomy places the organism in Eukaryota, Metazoa, Arthropoda, Insecta, Diptera, Drosophilidae. The record is from RefSeq and is a predicted model, not a curated record. Bases 168 to 1628 code for a protein of 486 amino acids.